GGGUGGAAAGUUGCCUAUGAAAUAAAUGUGCAGAAGAUCUCCAGCUGAACACAAGUAAGGAGCAGAGACUGCAAACUGGCUGUUUGUGCACCAGGCUGGGAGUGAUUGUCAUUCUACUACACUAUAAGAUUUUAUUACACAAUAUUUUAAGAGACAAGCUAAAGGACUGUACACAAGCUACAACUAAAGAGAGGAUUUGCAAACGGAAAACCACUCUGCAAGGACUUGCUCUGACUUUGCAAUGCACUGCAGACUGUGCAACCUACACUAAAGGGACUUUGUACUUUGCCUGGGAUCUGUAAACGGGACACAACUCCUGAGCUGUCACCGUGCAGUGUGCAAAACUGGGCAGCCUGGAUCUAAAGAAAAUCGUCUCUAGCUGUAACUCCAGCAUGCAGAAUUAUAAAUAUGACAAAGCGAUGGUCCCAGAGACCAGGAAUGGAGGAAGCUCUGCUCUGAACAAUAACAAUGGGACUUCUGGCAACUGCAAGAGGGUGAUGCUCAUCUUACUGGAUAUAUUCUGCCUGAUAUUGGUCUGUCUUCCCAUAAUGGUCCUGAACACAUCUGCGUUCAAACCCUUCCAGCGUGGUUUUUUCUGCAAUGACGAAAGUAUCAGAUAUGAGAUAAAGAAAAGCACUGUAUCUGUGCCACUGCUUCUUAUAUUUGGGUUGUUGUUGGCGUUGGUUUCUAUAAUAGUUGGGGAAUUUUUCCGAAUUCAUUACUUGAAAGAGAAGUCUCAUUCAUUUAUCAAGAACCCGUAUGUUGCAGCUCUUUACAAGCAAGUUGGAUGCUUUAUAUUCGGUUGUGCAGUCAGCCAGUCCUUUACAGACAUUGCUAAAGUUUCUAUUGGUCGUUUACGUCCGCAUUUCCUGGCAGUUUGUGAUCCAGAUUUUACCUUAAUCAACUGUACUGCAGGUUAUAUUGAGAAUUACCAAUGCAGAGGAUUGCCAAGCAAAGUCAUGGAAGCCAGAAAAUCAUUUUUCUCCGGUCACGCCUCCUUUUCCAUGUAUACCAUGCUCUAUUUAGUGUUUUAUCUGCAGUCCCGUUUUACCUGGAAGGGCGCUCGCCUCUUACGCCCACUUCUGCAAUUCACUCUGCUCAUGAUGUCAUUUUACACAGGACUAUCUAGAGUGUCUGAUCACAAACACCACCCGUCUGACGUACUGGCAGGCUUUGCACAAGGGGCCCUGGUGGCUUAUUGCAUUGUCUUUUACGUGUCAGACCUCUUCAAGACUCAAAAGAAAACCUGCGUACCACCACCAAUCAGAAGAGAAGUUCACUCACCUGUGGAUAUUAUUGAUAGAAACAGUCACUUAAAUAUUGUGUGAAAAUUCAGUGCUGAUUGCAGAACAUCUGCUCAGUACCUGCUGCUCUUAAAUCUCAUCAGACAGUAGAAUGUAGGGAGGAAACUGUUUACCCAACCAAAAAAUACAAAUAAAAAAAGAAUAUGUCCACUAUGAGGCCUUCACAUUGCAAGUGCGCAUACUAUUGGUGGUAUACAGAGAAAUCCGGAAACAAAAAAACAAGAAAUGAAUGAGAUACACAACAUCAGCAUUCAGGAUGUGCAAUUGGUUGUUUGAUGUUCAUGUUCUAGUGAGCACAUUUUAGUUCAUAUAUUUAUGAACGCUAAAUCGUUACUCUUUUAUUUUAUUUGUCUUUUUUUUUUCUUAAAAGGGAGGGGGGGUCACUUUUUUUUAAAUAGAGUUCUUGCCUUGUGGGAAUGCUUACAAUAAACAAUAGCACUAUAUCAUUGGAUAGAAAGAGCACUGAAUAGGAUUUACGAUUAGUUUUUUUCAUAGCAUCCCUAUGGUUUUUAUAUUUCCCAGCCUAGUCAUUGAUACAAUAUAUUUUGACAAUUUUUCUCAUUUAUAUUUGUAUACUGUUUUAUACAAAUUUACACAACAGGAUUUCACCAACACCACCCUCCCUCGCACCAAACAAGGACUGUUUAAUAAAUGCCCAUCCUGCAUGUCCCCUUAUUUGACGCUCAGCCCAUCAGAAUGGGGCAAGGUCUUUGGAAGAGACAUUUGGCAGCAGUGUGUUUUUACUGCAUUUCUUUAGCACCCACUGAAGGAGUUUGACGUGGAAAGCAUUAAUGGUCUGAUUCUAAGCACUAUGAAUUUGGGGUUGAUUCCCAAUGGACAUUAUUAAUUCAACGAUUUGGAUAUGGACCGCUGGACGGAACAUCCAAAUACAGAGAUCCACUGUGGUUUGUUCAGUCUAAUCGUCUGGGAUAAGAAUUCAUCAACAACAAAAAAAGCCAUAGCAAUUCAAAAAGGAAGCAUUACUAUUUCACAAUAUGAAAUAAUUUGUGAAAAACAAAACAAUAGAUGGAUUUUGUAAUGAAAACAAAAUAAAGGGCUAUAUCUAAAAGGGAUUGAAAAGAUAAAUUGAUCAUUUGCACAUCAUUAUUAUGAGAGAACCCGUCCUACCAUUUCAACUAUAGCAAGCUAUGAUUUUUAUAUAUAAAUAUAUAUUAUAAAUAAUGUAUAAAACAUUAAAAAUUAACUAUGUAAAAUAUUAUUUCUGAAAACAAUUUUAGAUAUAUCCACUAUGAUCAUAAACUGUGUCGUGUCCUGUGUUUAUUUUGGCGCAUAAAAAAAUACCAGUUUAAUUUUUGUAUAGUCAAGUAAAAUUUUGUAGAUCUGUGGUAGUCAUUUCACUAUUAAAACUACAAUUAGAGACAAUUGUAUAAAAAUUAUAUAAAUCAUCAGUAUUUUUGUAAUGUUUCAUUUUGUAAAAAAAAGCAAUAUUAUUGGAAUAAUUUUGUAGAAUACAAUGUAAAGCUUGUUUUUGCAAAAUUGCUGUACAAAGUGGCUUUUAUAAAUUAAAGGAAAUAACAUCAA
Molecule: messenger RNA, 2846 nt
Organism: Bombina bombina (fire-bellied toad)
Lineage: Eukaryota; Metazoa; Chordata; Amphibia; Anura; Bombinatoridae
Gene: PLPP3
Product: phospholipid phosphatase 3
Exons: 6
Coding region: 393-1328 (311 amino acids)
Biological process (GO): phospholipid dephosphorylation; canonical Wnt signaling pathway; phospholipid metabolic process
Molecular function (GO): phosphatidate phosphatase activity
Source: RefSeq, a predicted model, not a curated record